AUGCAACAGUUGAAUGGUGAUCUUCAUCCUCAAGGGGUUCCACAAGAAGCUGCAGGUGGUAGUUUCCGAGAUUUCUUUCGCAUGAAUCCUCCUGAGUUCCAUGUUGGAUUAAAUCCUGUGAAGGCUCAUGAGUGGGUAACCAGCAUGGAGAGGAUUUUCCAGAUAGUGCAUUGUAGUGAAGAGAAUAAAGUUGUGUUUGCUUCUCACAUGAUGAGGGGUCCUGCUGUGAGGUGGUGGGGAAGUGCUUCGACUCUUAUGACCAAUCAAGGAGUACCUAGGGAUUGGGAGCAUUUUAAGACUACUUUUCUGGAUAAGUAUUUUCCUAGAUCUUUGAGGACUCAUAAAGAAUUUGAGUUUCAGCAGCUUAGACAGGGUACUAUGUUAGUAGCUAUGUAUGCUGAAAAGUUUGAAGAUAUGGCUGCUUACUCUCGACGGGCCGUGUAUGCACCAGAUGAGAAGUGGAAGAUCGAUUUGAAGAAAGUUCAAGAAGAAAUGGAUCAGUAUAGAAUUGGACACAAGGACCAGGGAAGGCCAGGUAACCGGUUUAGGCCUAGACCUCAAUCUUUCAAAGGAAAACAAGUGCAACAUGCAAGACCUAACCAUCCUCCGCAAUGUCAAAGGGAGGGACACAUGGCUAGGGAUUAUCCUCAGAAUAAGAAUCAGAUGCAACGAAGGAACACCGGUCAAGUUUAUACUUUGGAUGCAAGGAAGGCUAAGAGGAACAAUGCUUUGAUUGUUGGUAGUUCCGAGCAGGCGAAGGGUAAGGACAAGAUAGAGUGA
Lathyrus oleraceus (garden pea) is the source of this 780-nucleotide messenger RNA. RefSeq lists its product as uncharacterized. The record is from RefSeq and is a predicted model, not a curated record. The transcript is spliced from 4 exons. The coding region runs from base 1 to 780 and encodes 259 amino acids. Lineage: Eukaryota; Viridiplantae; Streptophyta; Magnoliopsida; Fabales; Fabaceae.